AGUCGCUCCUCUGUCCACAUCACAGCCACAGGACUUCAGCACUAGUCGCCUAGUUUUGUGAGAUCCAACCCUGACUUCAAUAUUUCAACAUUUUACUAAAGCAGUGACUGCAGUGUCAUUAGGGCUAAUUAAAAACAGCUAGAAACGGAAUAUACACGACAUUUUCAAAGAGCUAUUACCUUUUAACCCACUGGAUAGGCUACCUGGAGACGAUGUUGAGCGCGUUUUCUGUCGUUGUGGCUUAGAACAGGUGAACGAAUAGCGACAUUAUCAAAGACCACCAAGAACAAAACACUGGUCAGACACCCGAAGGUGCUGCUCAACUCCAUGGACCACACACUCCAGAGACUUCAUCUCCUAGUCCCGACCGCCAUCACUCUCUGGUCUUUCCCCGUCUCGAUGGCCGCCAGUGUGACCCCAAGUGGGUGUGGCUCCAACGUAGGCUCCCUGUACUACAGGCUGUGUGACCUCAGUGCCGUAUGGGGCAUCGUGCUGGAGGCGUUAGCGGCAGCCGGCGUGCUGGUCUCCAUCAUCCUCUUCAUCGUCCUCCUGGCCAGCCUGCCCUUCAUCACAGACAAGAAUAGGAUGCGCUCCGUGGGCCUCCAUGCCUGCUUCCUGAUCAGUACCCUGGGCCUCUUCUGCCUCACCUUCUCCUUCAUCGUAGGGAAAGACUUCGCCACCUGCGCUUCGCGACGCUUCCUCUUCGGAGUGCUGUUCGCCGGGUGCUUCGCGUGUCUUCUCAUGCAGUGUGUGAAGCUGAACCUCCUGGCCCGCAGGGGAGAUCGGGUGCCCCGGGCCUCGGUGCUGUGUCUGGGAGCCCUGGGACUCUGGCUGGUGGAGGUGGUCAUCAACACGGAGUGGCUGAUCAUCACUGUGGCUCGAUAUCCUUUCAUGCUACUCAACGCUACAGGGAUAGCACUUGGCACAGCCACAAACGUGCCCUGUAACAUCACCAACCAGGACUUUGUCAUGGCGCUGAUCUACGUAUUGAAUCUUCUCCUAGCUGUCGUAGUGGCUUCCUUACCCACCCUGUGUGGGAAACACAAGCAGUGGCGCCAGGAGGGAGCCUUCAUCCUCGUCACGGGUCUCCUCUCUGUGUUCAUCUGGGUGGCCUGGAUCACCAUGUACGUCUGGGGGAACCUGAGGACCGGCGGACCCAGCUGGGAUGACCCUACCCUGGCCAUCGCCCUGGUCAGCAACGCCUGGGUGUUCCUGAUCCUCAACACCAUCCCAGAGAUAUGCUCUCUGACCGGGGUAGAGGAGGGGGGCGCGCCAGGGUUCGGAGAGGACCUGAGCAGAGGUGUGGGCUAUGAGAAUAUCCUGAAGGAGCAAGGAGCCCAGAGCAUGUUUAUGGAGAACAAGGCUUUCUCUAUGGAUGAGCCCAACUUCGGUCCCAAAGUUGUGUCUCCAUACAGUGGCUAUAGUGGUCAGAUCCACCGUUCUGUCUACCAGCCCACUGAGCUGGCUCUCAUCAGCAGGGGAAUGGGGAAUCAGGAAAUGUCUCACAUCCCCCGAGCCUCCACCAACAACAGCUCCGUGGCCCACAGCGGGGCCAGUAUCCUGUCGGCACGCACCGACGAGACAGCAAACACACAGACGCAGCAGGGCCACAGUGGGAAUGGACUGCAGAAGAUAUCCCAGUGGUGAACACAGACUACUUUACACCUCUCUCCUCAAUUCAUUUUUAUUGAUACAGUUUCCUCAUGUUGACUCUAUUUUGCUGUUGUCCAUUGCAUCCUUGAUAUGAGCUGGUUUUAACGGGACCCAUCACAACGAGGCCUACCUGAACUCUGACCUAUUAGCCUAUCAGACUCCAGAGGUGACGUUUAGGUGAACGACACGAACAGUUUGCCCUUUGUAAAACCCCUAAAGAUGGACAGUCCUGUGUACGACAUAACCCUCUAUCGAUAGAUUGACAGUGCCUACAGGUCUGUCUGUCCUUGUUCCAGUUCCUGCCCAUCUGUCUGUCUGACAGAAGUCAAAGCAACCCACAGAGUGGAGAGCAGGCCCAUGGCAUUGGGAGAGAACAAUACCUUUUGCAGAGGUCACCUCUGACUAUGAGCUGAGCUCUCCGCUGGACACACUGUGACAGAUGAAAUGUGAGCAUGCUAACAGCACGGAAAACUAGUCUCACUCUCUCUUAGCAUGUGGGGGUGUAUUUAGGCUACAAAUAUAUAUAUAUAUAUAUACACACACACACACACACACACACACACACACACACACACACACACACACACACACACACACACACACACACACACACACACACACACACACACACACACACACACACACACACACACACACUCACAAUAGUCACAUACACAGUAGUCACGUGGAAGUGCAGCCAAGAUCAGGAUCAGUCAAGCGAGGGGGCAACUGGUGUGAUGGGAUAAACCUGUCAUCCCAGUGUUCUCAGAAGAGGACCCCUUAACAGUGGAACAUUCCAUACCUGGAACACCCUCUAUGGUUCCAUGGAAUCUUGGAAAAUGACUCUUCUGUCACGGGGGAUACCUACCCAACACUAAUGCACUCAGUUAUAGGUUUAGCAUACAGAAAGCUUUGCACUUUCAAGCUUUCAAUUCAAGUAAGUGGCGAUAUUAUUAUGUCAAUGUUUAGUGCCUGGCUUGUGAAUGGGUCUCACUUUCAGAAAGUUAAAAUUGCUAUUUAAAUUUGUAGCUAAAGGUUGUUGAAUGACUUAAUGUUAAUGCCAUGCCAAUGAAUGGCUUCUCACUACAUAUGUAAGGAAGCACUUGUUGUAUGAAAUGUUGUAUGAAUUUGGAAAUUUGAUAUUUAAAACAUAGCUAUUUACAGUAAUUACUUUUCUUGUAAUCAGUUUUGAGCCAACACCUGUAAAUGCAAUAAUGAAUGUUCAAUCUAAUAUGAAGUUGUAAUGCAACAGUGAGUGAAUUGAUUGGUUGAACAUACAGCCAUUGAUGUCUGAAAGAAAAAUGAAAAUCUAAAUAAACAUUUAAUGAUGAA
This is a messenger RNA of Salvelinus namaycush (lake trout), 2985 nucleotides long. RefSeq names its product G-protein coupled receptor family C group 5 member C-like. Bases 328 to 1647 code for a protein of 439 amino acids. NCBI's taxonomy places the organism in Eukaryota, Metazoa, Chordata, Actinopteri, Salmoniformes, Salmonidae. The record is from RefSeq and is a predicted model, not a curated record. Gene Ontology annotation, molecular function: protein kinase activator activity; G protein-coupled receptor activity. Gene Ontology annotation, cellular component: plasma membrane; signaling receptor complex; extracellular exosome. The transcript is spliced from 5 exons. Gene Ontology annotation, biological process: G protein-coupled receptor signaling pathway.